Messenger RNA from Coprinopsis cinerea okayama7#130, 767 nucleotides. RefSeq lists its product as hypothetical. The transcript is spliced from 4 exons. The record is from RefSeq and is a predicted model, not a curated record. NCBI's taxonomy places the organism in Eukaryota, Fungi, Basidiomycota, Agaricomycetes, Agaricales, Psathyrellaceae. The coding region runs from base 62 to 619 and encodes 185 amino acids.
GUCUAUUGCAGCAAACAAACACCAGACUCAGAGUUCUUUCAAACCUACUUCGAUCUACAUCAUGUUCUUUACUCGUGUUCUCCUUUCCGUCUUCGCUGUCGGCGCCAUCUCCGCCGUCGCCCGACCUGCUGAAACUGUCCAGAAGCGCGAGGACGUCUCCGACGUCUUGGCUGUCAUCGGCACCCUUAAGUCUACCACCGGCAGCAUCCUCCCCCAGCUCGAUGCCCUGGUUAACAGCGACGACGCCACCGAGGAGAACGUUUCUCCUCUCCUUGAGCAGCUCGCUGGUGCCUUCGACACUGGUACCGUGUCCCUCCAAGGUCUCCAGGGCAAAGUCGACCCAAGCAGCGGGGGCACUGAAGAAGAAGUCGCUGAGGAAGUCGCCACAGUGUACACUGACGUCGCCACUUCCCUUGACAACUUGAAGACCAAGAAACCCCACCUCUACCCGCUCGUCCCCAAGUUCGGUCUCGACCUCGCCCUCUUCAAGCUCCUCCUCGGCUUGCAGCUCGUCCUCGCUGGCGUUCUCAAGCUCGUCGCUGUUCUCUUGAAGGCUGUUGGUGUCCUCCUCCAUGGUCUCGGAUUCACCCUACUCGUCGUCCUGUUGGGCUUGCUCUAAGUAAUACUCGGCUCAUCAUUUUGCGUAGUUGACAGUCUUGGAGUAUGGCUUGAGGCGCUUCUUCGGGUUAUUACGGUGUGAUUGUUCGAUAAUGAUUCUGUAUCGCCUGCACUGUUCUCAGUGGUUACGAAUGCAUAACUUCGACUCU